Strongylocentrotus purpuratus (purple sea urchin) is the source of this 6366-nucleotide messenger RNA. RefSeq lists its product as uncharacterized. The transcript has 13 exons. The record is from RefSeq and is a predicted model, not a curated record. NCBI's taxonomy places the organism in Eukaryota, Metazoa, Echinodermata, Echinoidea, Camarodonta, Strongylocentrotidae. Bases 1 to 2160 code for a protein of 719 amino acids.
AUGGCGCAACGUAACAGCCCACGACGUCGGCACAUGGUCGUUUCUCCGGGAGUGGUCCUCUUCUUGACAGCCGCAACCAACGGUCUGGACUGGUGGUGGUACCUCCUGAUAGCCCUCAUCGCUCUCCUCAUCAUCAUCGUCAUCCUCCUCAUCAUCUACUACUACUGCUGGUCCAAGAAGACAGCGAUCAAAACCCUGAAUAAAGUGGAUCGUUCCACAUCAGUGGAGCUGGGAUUCAUGCGACUUGAGAAGGAAACAAAGGCCAAGCCGGUUGUCAUGGAGACGGUAUUCAACGAGAAGACAUCUAAGAGAAGCAAAGUUAAUGGAAGUGCAUCUCGCGAGGCAGAUCGUGCAAGACUAACUGAAGAUCCAGCUCAAAAACGCAAGAAGAGAAAGAAAACCAAAAGGGCUCAGGAAAGUACGAGAGAGUAUUCCAAACGUGGUUAUUUCAGCGGUGAGGAUGAUCAGCUAUUCACUCAUGUCGACACUCACUCUAAGACAAAGAAACCGACUAGCACCUCACGCUCCCAGAACAACAUAGUGUACCCCGAGCCUGAGAGACUCCCGCCGCUCAUACACCACUCCUUGGUUGCUUACUCCGAGACUGAGAGUGAAAUCAGUAAUGAGCAACUAAGGAUGAUGAGGAAAGCAGGAAUGCCCAAGUCUUGGUAUACAACACAUAUUGGCAAGGAUCCAGAAGAACUGAAGAAAGACAUCGCUAGAGAGAAGAAGAGACAGAAGAGGAAGAAAGAAAAGAAAAUUCAAGACCAGUUGACUGCCGAACAAAUGCAAAAGGAGUUUGAUGCAGUUCUUGGUGGUAUGGAUGAACAGGGGAUCAAGAAUCCAACCGCAAGACAGCUGCAAGUAACCAGGACAGACCGUUGGAAGCCACGGGACGGGAAAAGGAAAAGUGAAAUACCUGAAUCAACAGGCGUCAUUAACGAGUCCGCUGUUAGGCUGAUCAGAACCCGUCCUCUUGAGUCUGCUGCUCCACCAGCGCAAAAUCAUGAAGACAUCAAGAGAGAAAUCGAGGAGCUUCUUAAAAGAGGUCCUCCUAAACCCGUCCAAGGACCGCUUUCAAAGACCACAUCUGUAUCUCAGGAGGAAGCUAAAGAACUCGCUGAGAAGAAGGAAAGAGAGGUGAGACUUCGGAGGAAAUGGGCUGAGGAGAGGAAGAGAAUAAAUCGCAUCUUAGACGAUGCUUUUGCUCUUAGCUCAUCCAGCUUAGGCAACACAAGCGAACAAACAAAAGGAGACACACCAACUACAAGCAAUGGGCAGUCUAGUUUGGGGGAAAGAGAGUUUGGUAAAGACUUAGAGGACUCGGGGUAUCUUCGGCACCGUGGUCACUAUGGUUACGAUGCACUGGAUGAUAGCGUCUUGCCAGGGAUGAUUCAAGGACGACUUGCCAUGCCAUCUAGGAGCAUUCCUUUGUAUGAAACAAGCUUUGGGAUGGACAUUAGUGGUGAGCAUCUUUACGACUCGAUACGACGGCCGCCAAUCGAGUACGAGUUCCUGCCGUCGCAAAUGCGUUCUGAUGGUGCAGCCCCUGCGUAUGGGGUGAGCGUUUCUCCAAUCCGGACGCAGAGGGCGCGUGUCGUACCGUAUCCUGUACGGGAUGUCCUACCGACGGACCCCUACAGAAGCCUGAACUCGUCUUUGAGUAGCAGCCUUCAACCGAUGCCGAUAACUCCCCGGAAUCAUCGCACGGGUGGGACUGUUGGAAUGGGCACUCAACACCAGGAUGAUCAAGGUCGAGACAUAACGCGUGUGCAAGAAGAGAAUCUGUCACUUCAAAGACUAGUUGCUAAGCAACAACGGGAGCUUGACCAUGCUCUAGCCCUGAUUAGACAGCCUAAUUCCAGGAUUGACCAACCACAGAAGAGUGAUAGCAUGGAAGGGAAGGUUGGAUCUAAUGGCCGGAAGCAACGUAAAGUUGUUCCAGUCAAUUCUGCAAAGCCACUCAAUGGACCUAGUACAGUGUCAGCAUGGACGGAUGACCAUAAAGCUGUGGAGAGGAAAUCCCAUCCACUGACAUCAACCCCCAACAAAGACAACUUGAUCAAGGUUAAACCAAGGCCUUCACAGAGGGAGAAAAGCGUCAUCUUGGAACACCACAUAGAGAAGCCAGGUAAAGGCUCCGCGAACAGUAAAGUAUAGUCACUCUACAUGCAUUAUCCAAUAGCCAGCCGGUUGGUGAAACGAGAGGAGAGAAACUUCGGGCAUUAUAACAAGACAUAUUAGAUAAGGAUAUAGAUACUGAAAUAGUGCGCAAACAUGUUUUUUAAAUUUUGUUUAUGAAGAGGCUUAUAUCAAUUUUGGUAUUAAAUAUAGGGUUAAGUAAAAGAUGACAUACAAUUAUUUUCUCCUAGUAGGAUUAGAAUUGAAACCCUAUAGUCUAAUGCGAUGACGUAACUUACUUGAAUGGCAUAUGUCAAAUAGUCAUUUAUAUUUUUAGGUAAAUGUAGUCAUAGGAUUUUAAAAAUACAUGUAUUUGUUGCAAACUUCUAAAGGUCAAUUGGAUAAUAUGAAAAGUAGGGGGGAAAAAUGCGGCAUUUGUACAUCUUCAAUUGAAUAUACAAAUAUUUGUACACAUUUGUUCUGGAGGAAGACGCAUUGCGUGAAGAAAAAAAUGAGCGACAUCAAAAUAUGUAUUGAUAACAAUGCUUCACCUGCAUGCUGAUCAUACUGUCUCAUAUAGAGAUGAGAGUUAAAUCGUUAUUCUGAAUGCGAAUCAUAUGGUCUUACUAUAAGUAUGUAUAGUUAGUAUUAUGCUCGCAUACCCAGACAAUCCAUUGUUCUUCAAAAAAAAUUAGGUGCUACUAACAUUUGUAUUUGAUUAAAACAUUGCCAAAGAAAGCAUUUUAAUUAUAAAUAUAUAAAAUAUAUAUUCAUUGAUAGAUUUAUAUGAAGUGCAAUUUUAUUAAAAUGUGACUGAUAAGUGUGCUAAUCUACGCCAAAAAUAUCUUCCAAAUAAAGCUAAAUGAUCAAAAGUAGACGUUUAAAUAAAGAAUAUUAUAUAUGAUAUAAUCGUAUAAAGUACACAACUGAAAUGCAUUACUUUAUGUUCUUAUUAUAGGUACAUUUCUUAUCUGGGGUUUAUUAUGGCAAAAUUUUACAGAUUACUUGCGCUUGAGCUUUGUAUUAUCUAUACAAAAUUAGCGUAUUACACUUUGCGUCAUCAUGAAGAAAACAAAAUUGCCGCGGUUUAAUUGUAGAGCCUUAAAAGGAGCAUUUACAUUAUCAUUAUUUUAUGUUGUGAAUUAACUCUGUAUUCCUUAUUGGUACUGGAUAAGAAUUGUAUGUUAUGUUGUUAUUGAUGUAUACAUGACUUUAGUAAACAACACCUCCUUUCGAUGGGUUAUUGCUAAGGGAUAUAGUAUGUUUGUUUCUCUCUCACAUUAAAUAUUAUUCAACAUUUUGCAUUCAUAAUAAUCAACUUUGUUCAUGUUGGAGGAAGCCAUAUUUUAAUGUUUCAAGCAAUAGUUAUCGAUUUUGUAUUGACGUCAACUAAUUUUUGUUAAUAUCUCGUCUCAUAUGUUUCUUUCCGUCUACACUUUGACAAAGGGUUAAGAUUCUAUUUUACAAUUUUUGUUUGUUACAGUCAUUUGUUUUUUGCUGCCAUCUUAAAUAUGUUGGACGGAGUCCCUCCCGUAUUUUGACAUUUAAAAGUGCUAUCUCUUGAAGUGUCUGUAACACGCAGAGUUUAAGAAUGUGGUUCAGAUUUUUAAAAGCCUGUUUAUUUUUACUUUGCCUUAUUUUCUAUGUUAUGUGCGAUUCGAACUCGACUCUUCUUAAAUAGCUAUCAAGUUUGGUGUUAAUUAGAGUAAAAGAGUUAACGUGAAAGAUAAUUGUACUUUGUACGCGCAUGCAUGGGAUCGGGGGGGGGGGGGUACUCGGAUUUGGUUUGGACAGGGAUGAGCCGCUCAAGCCUCGAAACCCUUUCCCAUUUUUGAAGGUUAAUUUUGGCCUCAAAAUUUGCUAACCUUACAAAUUGUCAGAUUGUUCUCUAAAUAUAUGCCCAUUUUUAUAUUGGGAAAACGUACCCAUGUUUAGUGAUCAUUGUGUAAAAAAAGUGACCCAUGUUAAGGGAUUUAUGUGUGAAAAAGCGACCCAUUAGAGCGGCACAUCCCCUAUGUAUUAAUAUGUGAGUAUCUCCCUCCCCCCCCCCCCCCCCCCCCGGGUAUGGGAUGCACAUUAUAUUGUUGUUGUAAUUCUUUUUUGAUUUUUCUUAUUUUUUUUAUUCUUUGAGCCGGAAGCUGAGGAAUCCCCGUCAGGUGUACUUAUAAUCUCAGAAGGUAACUCAAUAUUGAGAAAAUGUUAAUUACUCUCCAUAGUUUUGCUUUCGGCUCGAUUCCAAAGGUCAACAAUGCAAUUGAACUUGAAUUUCAAUUAGGUAACUUGAUAUAUAAAUGCCAUCUAUAGGUUCUCUUCAGUCUUCACUAACAAAUGAUGUAGAAUUUAAUGAUGAAAAAUCGUGUGUGUUUUUUCACAACUAGUGAAAAUUACCCGUUUUUGGCAAGCUGUCACUGGCUGGGUUGCAAGCGUAUUUUUCAGGGACGAAGCCUACAAGAACAGAUUCGUUUUUAAAAAUUCUGCAAAAAAAGAAAUGUUGUCAUAACAUUAGAUGAAAUCAGAUGAGAUGAACAUCUUCAAUGAUUUACUAUUUAUUUGUCACUGGUUAUUUUUGGGGGGGUUGAUGCGAGUUUUCGUCGCAAAAGAUUGCGGUACCAGAUCGAAUGAUACUAAAUCUGUUAUAUAAUUUCUUUUUAAUGUAAACCCAUUUCUUUGUUUUACAGUUAUGUUAGAAUGCUGCAUACUAAUAGUUUCAACCUUGAUAUCAAGCUCAACAUCUAAAUGUAUAAAUCAUUAUUGUUCUGUUUGCUGUGGUAGUUUUAUAUUUUGUAGGCGUUCAUUUAGCCUUUUUUUUUUGUCUUAUUGGGUUGUGUGUGCUGGGCAGUGUACAUGUGUUUUUGCAAUAUUAUCAUGACGAUAUUAUUAAGUGUGCAGAGAAUGUUUUGUUAUUUUUUUAAAUAUAUAAUAUGUAUUAUUAACUCAAUUAGUCUUAAGGAUUUUAAAUAUUACGUAAAGACAUGUCUGAUAACUGGUAGUCGCAAUUAUUAGAUAAUUUUUCUUCCCAUGUGACCCCAAUACUUUCGAAAACAUAAAGAAAGCACCCAUGCCAUCCAACAACUUUCGAAAACCUACCAAGACGCUAUCACAAUUGUUAUUUCAUUUAAAGACCCCCGAACCACUCAUUAGAAUUGGGCAUAAACUGGGUGUUUUUGAGAGGGAUGGGCAAAUGAGAGCAAAGUCUGUCAUUUGUUUAUUCCCUCUCCCCCCGGCGCAAUUUGACAUGUACAAGUGCUCUUGACACUCUUGGGUAGCGAUUAUAUUUCUACCACCCUAAACUCAUGAACUAUUCAUGACUUGAACAGAUGACAAGUGAUGUAUAUAGGCCUACCAUCUUUUUUCUCCGUGAAUAUAAACCUACGUCAUUAUAUUAUGUCUAUAAUAACGGAUUUAAAGUGCAUCAGUACUUAAUUUUUCAUACAGGCAAACCUGUCUAUUAAGGCCAAUCAAGAAAUACAGAGAAAGCGGCCAUUGUAUAUGGGUCCUUUAAAACACAUUUCUCUCUCGUUCUACAGGUUAUGUAACAAACAUUUCUCUGUCGAGGGGGACAAAAUAUUUUUUUUUUUGAAAUCCUUUUUAAAAUACGUGGCAUCUAAGACAAGUGGCCUUUAGAGAUGGGUGGUCAUUAAGGUUUGAAUGUAAUUUAGAUUCAAGUGGGCCUGUUUAUUCAUACUAUUAUCUAAAGUUCAUCUUAUGUUUGCUUCUAAGUUAUUGACAUUUUUUCCUUUUCGAAAUGUAUUUUUUAUAUAAAAUUUGGAUUCGUAUACUGCUGUGUGAAUUUUCUAAUUGAAAGUAUCUUUUUGCUGUAUUUCACUGUGUAAUCUUUAUAGGAAACAAUUGUAUUAAACCCUACAUUUAAUUUGGAAAACGAGGGUAAAGAAAACACAAAGAAAUAGCUUGACACAACUCACGUCAUUUUAAUGAUACAAUACCCCUUCAAUAUUUCCAUCUUAAUUAACUUUAACUGUAAAUUAAUUCAGGUAAGACAAUUAGAAGCAUAUCAAUAUUUCAAAUCAUUCCAACCAUAAUGAUCCGAAAAUAAAUCAACCAUCAAAACGUACAUAAAUCUUCGUUAUAAUUUUUUAUGUUAUCUUUGUUUAUUAUAUUCUUUAAGUGUGCUCUGUUGAAGAAAAAAAUUGUAUUUAUUGCCGUGCACUGGGUUCAAUAUGACCUGAACUUGCCGACACGUGGGUAAUUAUUGAACCAAAUAAAACGUGAUUUUAUGAAUCAGUA